AAAUAUAAAACCUUGUUUUGUUGAAAAGGUUUCAUUAAAUAAACCAAAAGAAAAUUUUACUAACAUUUUCUGAUAAUGAUGACUACAACUGCUCAUAACAUAAUGGCUCCUGUUAUGCGACCUCUGCAAGAAAGUGCUGUUUCACGACCGCGUGCUGUUUAUAGCAUUGAUCAAAUUUUGGGUACCCAAACGAAACGUAGCGAUUCAAGCGAGUCUUUAAGUCAUCAUCAACACCUGUCUACAUUACACAAUCAUAGCAACGGUAUUAACAAUAACAAUAGCAACAAUAAUAAUGGUAGUCAAAACAAUAACGCCGCCUCCUCUAAUACAUUACAACAAACGUUGGCCCCACACUUGCAUACACAUCUUCAUUUAAUACCUCAACAUCAAUUGGCCCUACAACAGCAUCAGAUGCAUCAUCAUCAUCAUCAUCAUCAACAGCAGCAAAAACUACAACAACUUCAGCAACAGCAGCAACAACAACAGCAUCAACAACAGCAACAACAGCAUGCUGAGAAACGUGAACGUGAUUGCGAUGAAUCGCCCACUACGCCAGACAAUGGUGUCGAUGUCGAUAAUACCGACGACGAUAUGUCCAAUAGUUUGAAUAACGGUCACGACAUGAAUGAUAUGGAACGGCCGCGUAAAGUAAGACGAUCACGCACCACCUUUACAACAUUUCAGUUGCAUCAAUUGGAGCGUGCAUUUGAAAAGACUCAAUAUCCGGAUGUUUUUACACGUGAAGAUUUAGCGAUGCGUUUGGAUUUAAGUGAAGCACGUGUCCAGGUUUGGUUUCAAAAUCGACGCGCGAAAUGGCGUAAACGAGAAAAAUUCAUGAAUCAAGAUAAGAAUGGUUAUCUGUUACCCGAACAAGGUUUAGCCGAUUUCCCUUUGGGCAUACCUCUGCCGCAUGCUUUGCCUGGGCAUCCAGCUGGUUUAACCGCCGAAUUUUGGCCGCCACAUUUUGCCUUACAUCAACCAUUCAAUCCAGCUUUACUGCCUCAAGGUCUUAUGCAUCACUACAAACUUCCCAACUUUCAUACUCUACUCUCCCAAUAUAUGGGUUUAAGUAAUUUGAACGGAAUUUUCAAUGCCGGUUAUCCACAAAAUCUUUCAAUGGCACCCAGUGCCGCCCAGGUCAGUCCACCCUGUAGUAAUAGUAGUCCGCGGGAAAGCCCACCCAUAGCACCAGGCUCAACAGUUCUAAGCGGUGGCUUAACAGUGAAUUCAUCAGCGGCCGCUUCACCGAAAAGUCCUACUGGUGCCACUUCAAGUACGGCUUCGUCGCCCGUAUCGGUCGUAACGAAAACUGAAGACUGA
Messenger RNA from Glossina fuscipes, 1320 nucleotides. RefSeq names its product retinal homeobox protein Rx-A (gene hbn). Bases 76 to 1320 code for a protein of 414 amino acids. Gene Ontology annotation, molecular function: RNA polymerase II transcription regulatory region sequence-specific DNA binding; DNA-binding transcription factor activity, RNA polymerase II-specific. Gene Ontology annotation, biological process: regulation of transcription by RNA polymerase II. The record is from RefSeq and is a predicted model, not a curated record. Lineage: Eukaryota; Metazoa; Arthropoda; Insecta; Diptera; Glossinidae. The transcript has 5 exons.